AUGGCAGGACCCGGGAACACUUCAUCGGAAAAAUGGGAGGCCAUUAAGCUGGAAAGGUUUUUGAGGUAUGCAAACACCUUUUACCUUUCCAUAGGAAUGGAGGCCUACGAUCAUCAGGGGAGAGGCAAGAUGCGAGCGCUCUUCCUUCGUUGCAUAUUUAUCGCACUCAUCCUGAACCUGAAUGCCGUGCUGCUCUCCGAAUUGAUUUAUGUUGUCUUGGCGAUUGGAAGUGGCACAAACUUCCUGGAGGCCACCAUGAGUCUAUCCUUCAUUGGCUUCGUGAUCGUUGGAGAUCUCAAGGUGUGGCACAUCUGGCGCAAGAGGGAUCAAAUCACCCAAGUCGUGCGGCAGAUGGAGCAGCUGCAUCCCAGGGAAAAGCAUCAGCAGGCGGCCUUUGAAGUGGCAAAGCAUCUGAGUGGAUAUAGUCGCUACAGCAUCUUCUACUUUGGCAUGCACCUGGUGCUGAUCUGGACGUACAAUCUCUACUGGGCAAUCCACUAUCUGGUCUACGAUUUCUGGCUGGGCAUCCGCCAGUUCGUGCGGAUGCUGCCGUACUACUGCUGGGUUCCAUGGGACUGGAGCACCAACUCUAGCUACUAUCUGAUGUACGUGUCCCAGAAUGUGGCGGCACAGACGUGUCUUUCGGGACAACUGGCCGCCGAUAUGCUAAUGUGUGGCCUCGUCACUCUGCUGGUGAUGCACUUCAGUCGCCUGGGGCGUCGCAUCGAGGAGCAUGUGGCUGGGUUAGUCUCACCGCAACAGGAUCUGGCGUUCCUCCGGGCAGCUGUCGUGUACCAUCAGCGCCUGCUGCAGCUGUGCCACAACAUCAACGAGAUCUUUGGCGUUUCGCUGCUCUCCAACUUCGUGUCCUCUGCCUUCAUCAUCUGCUUUGUGGGCUUUCAGAUGACAAUCGGUGGAAAUAUCGAUAAUCUGGUGAUGCUUGUCCUCUUUCUAUUCUGUGCCAUGGUCCAGGUCUUUAUGAUCACCACCUACGCCCAGCGAUUGCUCGACGCGAGUCAGCACAUUGGCGAAUCUGUCUACAAUCACGACUGGUUCCAGGCGGAUCUUCGGUAUCGUAAGAUGCUCAUUGUCAUAGUCAAGCGAUCCCAACGGGCGAGUCGCCUGAGGGCUACCAUAUUUCUCAACGUAUCACUGGUCACAGUUUCAGAUCUCCUGCAAUUAUCGUAUAAAUUCUUUGCCCUUCUCCGGACAAUGUAUGGGAAGUAGUAGCUCAGUCAGACCUCAUGGGGAGAGUGUGAGGAAGCAGCAGCAGCAGCAUGUGGCAGUGACAAUACGAGUGCGAGUACCAGUAUGUCAGCGGAAUCCACCAAAUCAUCGUUCGGCAAUAACUUACGCCA
Drosophila subobscura is the source of this 1358-nucleotide messenger RNA. It is a transcript of the gene Or85d, whose product is annotated as putative odorant receptor 85d. Gene Ontology annotation, biological process: sensory perception of smell; detection of chemical stimulus involved in sensory perception of smell. The record is from RefSeq and is a predicted model, not a curated record. The transcript is spliced from 3 exons. Gene Ontology annotation, molecular function: olfactory receptor activity; odorant binding. The coding region runs from base 1 to 1227 and encodes 408 amino acids. Lineage: Eukaryota; Metazoa; Arthropoda; Insecta; Diptera; Drosophilidae. Gene Ontology annotation, cellular component: plasma membrane.